AUGAAUCAAAACCAGAAACAGGAAGAAAUUAUUGUGUCUGAAAAAGAAGCUCAACAACUUAAGCAAGGCCUUCCAAAGGCUACCUUCAUUGGCAGCAAAAUAAUGAAAUACCAAGGUUUUUGGUACCAUGAAAACCAGAUCCAAAACAUCCUUGCAUUCCAAAGCCACUACUGUGCUCGAAAAAGCGAUCUUUUUGUUGCUAGCUUCCCCAAAACUGGCACCACUUGGUUGAAAUCUUUACUCUUUGCGAUUGUUAACCGUGUUCACUACUCUACAAACCAUGACCAGAAUCCUAUACUAGCGAACCAUCCUCAUGAACUUGUGUAUAGUUUAGAGACAGAUGUCUAUAGCAACGCUUUUGUCUAUCCUCGUCCACACCAUCUUGAUGAGCUUUCCUCGCCAAGGCUUUUGAGCACUCACUUACCCUACUCGUCACUUCCUGAAUCUAUCAAGACUUCAGGGUGUAAGAUUGUAUACAUCACCCGAAAUCCUUUGGACACACUGGUAUCACUAUAUCAUUUUUCCAUGAAAGUGAUGAAGAAGUAUUUUUCCAUGGAUGUUAUGAAGAUGAUAUUGGGUAUGUUUUACCAAACUCCUAGUUUGGAGGAUUUCUUCGAAGCCUUUUGCGAAGAAAGAAUCCCUUUUGGGCCGUUCUUUGAUCACGUUGCCGAGUAUUGGAAGGCGAGUUCAGAACAACCAGACAAGGUAUUGUUCCUCAAGUAUGAGGAAUUGAAGGACGAUCCCAUACUUCACGUGAAGAGGUUGGCUGAAUUUGUGGGUUCGCCAUUUACUACAGAGGAAGAAAGUGAUGGUGUCAUAGAACAAAUAAUAGAGAUGUGUAGCAUCAAGAAUAUGAAGGAAUUGGAGGCUAAUAAGAGUGGAGUAAUCAACAAGUUAUUUGAGAAACAGUCAUACUUCAGGAAAGGGGAGGUGGGAGAUUGGACUCAUUAUUUUACACCUCCUAUGGUGGAGAAGAUGAAGAAAAUCAUGGAUGAAAAACUCGAGGGCACUGGUUUAUCCUUUAAUUUACUUCCUUAAUACUUUUCUUCAAGAUUAUUAUCUUGUUUUUUCUUUUCUUUUUUUUUUAUUCAUGGUUCUUAAUUCUACAAUAUUGUACAACAUUCUCUAAUAAUCUCCUUGUUCUCCCUCUUUGGGUUUCUA
Molecule: messenger RNA, 1161 nt
Organism: Beta vulgaris subsp. vulgaris (sugar beet)
Lineage: Eukaryota; Viridiplantae; Streptophyta; Magnoliopsida; Caryophyllales; Amaranthaceae
Product: cytosolic sulfotransferase 5
Exons: 1
Coding region: 1-1038 (345 amino acids)
Biological process (GO): sulfation
Cellular component (GO): cytoplasm
Molecular function (GO): sulfotransferase activity
Source: RefSeq, a predicted model, not a curated record